CUCCUCGCCUCGUCUCUAACCGCCAGGUAAGAAAAUCUGAGCUCCCCGCCCGCUUCCAUCGUAGGUCGGUGCUGGCGACUUUGUGUCGCAUGCAAAGGGAAGCCCUCGCAAGCCGUUUCUGCUUUCAGUAAGUGGGGUGUGGUGGAAAAGGGGUGCGGGGUAGGUCCAGCAAUCGCUGGAAGAUGCAUUUGCUUCAAUUUCUCGAUUUUGCUCUGGCCCUGGGUUUUUGUCUUGAACACAGCCAGCCUCUGCUCCCAGCAAGGUGAGAUCUGCGUAAGGAUUUUGCAAACGCAAAGGGGAAAGUCAAAUAUGUUUCAUCUCUCUCUCUUUCCUCCCCCCCCCCCCCGCUUCCCCCGCUGCAACAAAAACAAAAAACCGUGGUGGUCUCCAGGGGAAAUGCAUUUCUUCCUUUUAGUGCCUAGCAAUUUUGCAAAGAGUCUUUCUCUGCAGCUUCCUCGCCGUGACAGAGCGCUUGUGCAUCCGUCACUGGGGAAAAAACCCUGAAGGUAGAUAUUGUCUGCCUUUUGCAUUCAUCUUGCAACAAGGAGUCAGAUGCAUGUCUGCCGGGCUAUGUUUUCACAUUGCUGUGUGUGGGAACCUCUCCCCCGCCUGCUGCUGAGCAACUAGACGAAGUUGAUGGAAAGAGCAGCAAUGGCUGGUUGCAUCAAGUGAUGGGGGACAUCUCAUAAAAAUAUCUUCUGCAAGGUGUAAAAGUGGCUUCUAUAAAACAAUCACUUGCAUGUUCCAAGUUACUUACAACCUUUUGGCUAAGAGAAACCAGAGGCAAAUGAUUUUUGUUUGUUUGUAUGGGAUGCACUCAUCCAAUUUUGCACCAGAUAAGCCAAAUGCUUCAAAAUGUUUGUGAGAAGCACAGAUCAGGGUGAUAAGAAUUCAGUACUGGCAAUAUCCCAUUUAAAGAUGAAACGGAAUAGGAUUGGGAGACAAAUAUAGCGAAACAUAAUGUGCAUGUUUACUUGGGACAGCUGCAUGCGCCGGUGACACUUAAUGGACUGCUAAGACUACAUGGUUCCCACAAGCAAUACUUAAAUUUUUUAUUUUGUUUUGUAUUGCUCAUGUUUGAAAUUGGAAUGGCAAAAAUAGAUGCGCCUGGUGAAAAUGUGUUUUCAAUUUAAAAUGGAUCUUUUCCGGUGUCCAUAACACACCCCAGUGGCGUAGCGUGGGGGGUGCAGGGGGGGCCAGCCGCACCGGGCGCAACAUCUGGGGGUUAGGGUUAGGGGGCGCAAAUCCACGGGUUAGGGGGCGCAAAUUACUUGCCUUGCCCCGGGUGCUGACAACCCACGCUACGCCACUGACACACCCAACAGCUCUUGCAAGUGUUGCCCCCCAGAGACUACAAAGCACUGUUUUGCCUGAAGCAGGAGUUCCUAUCCCUGCCGUCUGUACAUAUAGGUGGCCAUGUUUAUAAAGCAGGGAACGUCUUUCUGUUAGCCUCCCAAUGCCCCCUAAGCACCGGCAGGAAGCAUGGAACGCCUUGCAGUUCCUUCUUCACUUAAAAAUUAAGAAGGUAAUAACAUCUGGUAGCAGAUGUCCUUCCAAUAUCACUAGGUCCAUCUAGGCUCAAUAGCCAGCCUACAAAUUUGGCAGGAGCAUACCAUAAAAGUAGGGGGGCAGUUUAUUCUUAUGUACACAUUAAUGUUUUACUUGUAUUAAUGAAGGCUAUAUUAAUAAUGAUAAUGAUCAUAAUUGCUGGUACCUGCGCAGGCCCUGCAACAGUGUCAGGCCAGGCUGGAGGUGAACUAUUUCUAGGUGUGCCAGAACGCAAAAGGAAGACGUCCUGCUGACCUGACCUUCAUUCUUCACCUCAUUGUUCUUCACCGCCUUCCUUGGCAGUCUGUUUCACUAUUGAACAGCAAAUGUUCUUCCUGACGUGGUUUCCAGGCUCCUUCUCAUCCAGGCAGUGACUAGGCCCAAACCUGCUUAGCUUCAGCAAAGAUUGUUGCAUCAAUGUGCCUUCAAACCACACCCUUGGUCUAGAUUUUGUUGUGGUCCAGCAUUGCUUAGGGUGAAAUAAGCAUAAAUCUCCUUUAGAUCAAUGGAAUUAAGGGGUAAUUAAGCUUUCCCUGAAUACAGAGAUCUUUAAACCCCAGGAGUAGCUUUAUAAGCUCUGGCUAUUUCAUAUCGACAACUGUUAAGUGCUUUUCUCAAGAAGACACAUGCGUAGCAUGGUCAUUAAGAGAGAAUUAUCUUUGUGGCUUGGCAAUUUCAAGUUGCUUUCACACACACACCCCUUAAGAAACAUACAUGGACUUUUAUCAGGAAAUAAGCAACCAGCGUAGAUUUUCACUGUAAUGUAGCUUUUGUAAAUAUAGAAAAGACUGGUUCCUGUUGUCCUCAGAAAUAAUGAGUUAAGAUGGGAUUUUACUGUUUCUCCACACUUGGAACUUCUUGCUAAGUGUGUAUCAGAAUUGGAGUCAACUCCUCCGAAAUGGGGCAUAACAUAAACAUUCAAAUAAAUAAAAGUGCUACCAAUGGAUUUUGGCAAUUUUUGUGUCUUGGGGCUCCUAUUAAUGGUGUCUGACCUUUGAUCAGCUGUCUGUUACUACACAGAUUAAGAUACCCUUGGAAAGGCAUUUAAAACUGGAUGGCUUCAGAAGUGUAGGUUAUUUCAAACCAGGUCUAUUUCUACUGGCCUUGUGUGUCACAAUAUAGCAUAAAUUUCCUUUUAAUAAUGGCAUUUUAAUAUCUUGCCGGAGCAAUUACACUGCUCAUUGGCUCCUAGCAUGAUUGGUUCUUGAAACUGCAUAACCUUUCAAAACCUCUCGUCUUUAGAGCUCCCUUGCUAUUCAAGGCGACUUCAGCAAUUGUUAACGCAGGCAUUUGACUAGGCAGCUGUCAUAUCUGCUUAAUUAUUCAGUCUCAAAAUGACCUUUUAAAUGAAGCAUCUCCCCACCCCCAGUUAUUUAGCAACUGAGAAUUUGGUGCAUAUCUUAUCAGCAUUUAGCUGAGUGGCUUGAUGGCUGUUAUUACCCCCUCCCCAAAAUAAAAGCUAUCAGGAUUAUUUGCUAGCUGUGCUUUCCGUCGUCAUGCUUGCACAUCACGAUAAGCCAGAGUAGCUGGCUUUAUCAUGAUUUAUUCUGAAAGAGCAGCAAGCUUCUUCAAAAGAAACAAACCAAGUUGGCUUCCCAUGGUUCUGAACCUGAAAUGAUGGGGUUUCUCUUUAACCAACCAGCAUUGUCAGCCAGCCUAAAUCAUGGUAGGGAGUUGUUGUUGUUGCUGUUGUUGCUGUUAGUCUUACAAAUCUUGGCUUGAUAGGAACAGUGGUGGCUGGUAGGACAGAAGGAAGGGAGCCCAGCAGUAGGUGGCGCCAGAGCAAAUGACAGUUGCAGCCAGCUAAUAUUCAGCUUCUACACAACCUCCUCCCUGCUGCGUUCUGCAAGGGCAAUGGUGUCACUAAGGAGGAGGAGGAAGAUGGCAGACAGUUCUACUCCUGAACUAAUAUAAAGAAACUAGGGAAGUGGGGUGUGUGUGGUGUGUUUGGCUCAGAACAGAAUGAGGUUGGUGUGGCAGUGCUCCAUUUGCCCAAAUUGUCCAUCUUCCCCUGGGUAGGGAACAACUAAGUAAGAUCCCAGAUUUGGAUGCUGCAUCAAGCCAAGUUAAUUGUGGCUCCCUGGUUUCUUUCUCUCAUUCCCAACAGGGGAGGAAGAGAGUAUGAGUUGUCAGUUUCACAGUAAACCAUGGCUAGGCAGCGAUUUUUCCUAGCCUUUUCUGUUUUUUUGUCACUGCAAUGAGGUAAUGUUUGCACACUAUUAUUUGCUUGCUAAUUAAUGUUCAUCACAACAUGUGUCCCUCCCCUUUGCUCCCCUGCAGGCUCCCAGCUGGAUAUUGGACAGAACUGGCAGAAACGAAGGGGUUUUUUUAAUGCAAAGUCUUUAAAUUGCUCCCUGAAACUGAGGUUGAUCUUGCCUGUUGAAGGAAGAAUGGCUCUUGCGCUAGAACUAGGAGCCCUGUGCUUACUCUUGGGAAUUCUAACAGGUAAGGCAAGACUCUUCGUACUCAUGCUGUAUAAAUAUAAUAAACCAUUAUUUUGCUUUUGAGGCCAGGAGAGAGAAUAAAGGUCUGCACACAACCCAGGUUCUCCACUGUGCACAGAACCUCAAAAUAAUUUCUGACUUGCAAAGACUCCCAAAUGGCUUAUGAAGAUUGUGAUAGAAGUAAUAGAAGUAUCUUAGCACCAGCUGGAGAGUCUAAAUGGAUGUGCACCGUACAGUAUAGACAUGUCACAGUUGCUUGAGCAGUUCAGUCCAUACCUCACAGUAAACCAUGGUCUGAACCAAGGGUCAUUGCUUGUUUUGCUCCCAACAAACAUUUGGUAAGCCAAGAAAACCGCUUGGAGGUUUUUUGUACAAUCAAGCAUUAUUUAAAUUUUAUGAAAUGAAUAAAUUAAUAAGAACAAAUAUUUGCUUCACUUCAUUGCUCGUUUGUGGCCAAACAACCCAUGACUUCUUGGUUCAGACACAGCAUUAAGUCAAAAGUUGUGGUUUUCUGCUCUCUCUCACUUGUGCAGAGGAGUGAAGCAUUCACAGGAAACCAUUAACUUUGGUUUACCAUGAUGUGUGCAUGCUAUCAUUGUAAACACUAAGCGGCCUGAAUUUCUAUUUCUUUUAAACCCUUUACAGACCAUUUGUGCAGAUUGCUUUUGAGGUUUUCCCUUUUUCAGAGCUUUAUUUUUAUUUGACUCGUUUUUUUCCUUGCUCUCGUUUUGCCUCCCCUCAACUGCUCAAUCUCCAUCUAGAAACAGGGCUCUACUCUUCCUGAAGCAAAUGAUUUCCCCCUCCCCUCCAAAGGCUUCCCGUGUUUCAGAGAAGAGAUGGCGGCUGGGCACAUCAGUAACAUGAAAGUAACCCAGAGAUAUAAUUAAAUCCUAUUUAUUAUGUACAGGAGCUUAAAACCACAUAUAGCUUAACACUGGAGCCUUGGAUGAAUUUCUGACUUUUGCUUGGUGAAAGAUUUUCAGAAGCCCUGCCAAAUGUUGCCAGAGUUAGUUAAGCCUUUUUCAGUAUGUGGUUAAAAAAAUUCUUCCCUCGCCCACACCAGAGGUAUAAAUCUGUGAGUGAUGAUCGUGGCUAGUUCAAACUGAUCUACAAUUGUAUGAUUUUAUGAGUAAGUGGUUUAGGGUUAAAAGUUUGUUUGUUCAUACAUUGGGAGUAUGGGGUGUUAGGGGAGGGGUAGCACCUCUUAUGAUGGAUGCGGGUAGCGCUGUGGUCUAAACCACAGAGCCUAGGGCUUGCUGAUCAGAAGAUCGGCGGUUCAAAUCCCUGCAAUGGGGUGAGCUCUCAUUGUUUGGUCCCAGCUCCUGCCCACCUAGCAGUUCAAAAGCACAUCAAAAUACAAGUAGAUAAAUAGGUACCACUCUGGUGGGAAGGUAAACGGCGUUUCCGUGCGCUGCUCUGGUUCGCCAGAAGCAGCUUAGUCAUACUGGCCACAUGACCCGGAAGCUGUCUGUGGACAAACGCCGGCUCCCUUGGCCUGUAGAGCGAGAUGAGCGCACAACCCCAGAGACGUCCACGACUGGACCUAACGGUCAGGAGUACCUUUACCUUUACCUUUUAGCACCUCUUAUGGGGUACCACUUCAGCAGGGCUUGUCGCCUGGGCAGCCCAGGGCCUCUACACACACUGCCUAGGCUCCCCCCCCCCCCAGGGAGAUCACUUUGGUGCUGUUAACUUCACCUCCGGAGGUGCACUGAAAUCUUCAGUAUGUUGCUGACGUUUUCCUUUGUGAUUGUGGGCCUGUGAACCAUCCCAACACCUCUCAUACUCUGGGAGCUGCUAACUAGACUUGCAAUGUUGAUGUCGUGAAUGCUCAGUUAAAGUGUUCCUUAGUUUUCUGCCUCCAUUCAGUAAUCCACUUAUUUUAUUUUAAAUUUAUGUAUCUUAUUCCUAAUACUCUGUCAUCUACGUCAGUGAUCAUCAGCAAUUUUCCACCAUCAGUUAGUCCUCGACCAUUCCCUGGGCUCCAUGAAAAUUGUUUCUUACACUUGUGUUAGAAAGGCUGUCAUUUCGCAUUUAUAUAGUUGCUGCAACUUUACGGACCGAAUAAUGUAGCUUGACAAUGCAAUUCUAUACGCACCUAGUCAGAAGUAAACCCUGCUGAGUUUAUUGGGGCUUGCACCAUAAAGUGUACAUAGAAUUUCAGCCUUGACCACUGAAGUAAAGGCACAGGAAGGUAUAGAUUUAAAAUUUCAGCCAAGUUACAGAACGCUGUCAUUACACUGUCAUUUUUCUGACGCCUUCGCUUUAGCUGCAGUCCUAUUACAUGCUUACCUCUGAGUAAGCCUCACUGAAUUCAGUAGGGUUCACUUUUUGAGUAGACAUAGUUUGCCCUGUUACUUUUGUUUGUCAUGUGUCUUCUAUACAGUUUCCCCUGUUUUUUUUAAAAUGGUUUUUAUUUUUUCUAGUGUAGGACAUGCUGAGGCCAUUUGGUGAUAAGGCAAGAUAUAAAUACCUUAGAUAAAUAAUACCGAACAGAUUGUCCAUGCUUUCCAUACCGUCUGUAAAGCUGAAGCCAAUUUGACUCACAUUGUUGUUAAGGGAAUAAACUGGUGCCUGUGUCCUGUUUCUGACAUCUUGCUUUCAUCCAGUUGUCUCUACCCACAAGGCCUAGAAAACUGCCAUUUAAAGGUAAUUACAGCUGAGACCUAGAUAGAUGCAUUUAAGUUCAUAGUAACAGAGCCAAGCCCAAUGCGUAUUUUGGAUAGAGAGGCCACUUGUAUGUGGCUCAAAAAGAUUCGGUGGAAGACACUUUUAAAUAGAUAUCUGUUCACUUGCUGCAUACAUAUUGAAAAGGGCGAAGGCUGUGUCAAAUGUUCUGCUGACUCACUGACAAUGAAAUUAAAGUGACUGUGUAAAAAUCAUGGCAUUUGCCAUUAUGUUUUUAUUUUAAGACUGGGAUAUUAGAGAUGCCCCUCUUGCUUGGCUACCCACUAUUGGAGGCAGGAUGAUGGGCUUGAUGGAUCUUUAGUCUGAUUUGACAGGUCUCUUGUUACAUUCACUAUUAAGAAACUAAUGGGAUGAACUUAGCUAGGUGGAGAUUUUUUAAAAAAAAAAUAAUAAAAAAUAAUAAUAUAAUACAGUGGUGCCCCGCAAGACGAAUGCCUCGCAAGACAAAAUACUCGCUAGACGAAAGGGUUUUCCGUUUUUUGAGCUGCUUCGCAAGACGAAUUUCUCUAUGGGCUUGCUCGCAAGACGAAAAACGAAAACGUCUUGCAAGUUUGUUUCCUUUUUCUUAACACCGUUAAUACAGUUGCCACUUGACUUCGAGGAGCAACUCAUAGAACGCGGUGUGGUAGCCUUUUUUGAGGUUUUUGAAGACUUUGGUGAUUUUUGAAGCUUUUCCAAAAAUUCUUUUAAACUUUUAAAACUUUUUUGGGGGGGGUUUGGAUUUUGGGUUGGGGUGUUUGGAAUUCAAGGACUUGGUGUUGGGGAGGGGUUUGCAAGAAUCUGGAAGUUUGUGUGUGUGUUUUCUGCAUUUUUAUGAUUUUCUGUGACCAUUGGGCCACUCUGCUGUUUUUUUAAAAAAAUUCUGGAUUUGAAUUUCUGUGUGGUGGGUGGCUGGGGGAACAGUUGAGGAGGGGUUUGCAAGAAUCUGGACACUUGUGUGGUUUUUUUCUGCAUUUUUAUGAUUUUCUGUGACCAUUGGGCCACUCUGCUGUUUUUUAAAAAAAAUUCUGGAUUUGAAUUUCUGUGUGGUGGGUGGCUGGGGGAACAGUUGAGGAGGGGGUUCUUCAGCAAGAAGCAAAGAGUGGAAGAGGAACCUUCUUCGAGUUGUCCCCCAGAGUCUUAGAAAAUGUACUGUACACUUUGUUGAUUUUUAAAUGUUUUUCUGUCAUGUUUAGAAACUUAAUUUAUUGUUCCUUCAAUUUUUGAAAUGCUCUUUACAGUAUGUGUGACUUUAAAGAGCACUUAAUAAACUCUUGUUGUACCAAAUUUGGCUUUGUUUGGACUCUUUUUGACCAUAGGAACGCAUUAAUUGAAUUUCAAUGCAUUCCUAUGGGAUUUCGUGCUUCGCAAGAUGAAAAAUUCGCUAGACGAAAAAAUUCGCGGAACGAAUUAAUUUCGUCUUGCGAGGCACCACUGUAUAAUAUAAUAUAAUAUAAAUAGGAUAAGUGCAUUUGACAGCAUGAGUUUUGGCUUCUAAAUUACCAGCAAACAUAUAAGUCGUAUAUGGAUUACACCACCACUUCUGCAAGCCAGUUUACACCAUGUUGUUCAUACAGUUAAACUUACGCUGUCCCUCCCAAGAAUACAGCAGAGUCAGAGAUGAUAUGCUGAAGUGGCUUGUGCAGUGCUCAGCUCCCGGCUUCCUUAUAGUCCUUAUUCAUACAGUUUUGCACCUUUAUCCUUUGCAUUAUCCAUCCACUAACUUCAGACUUCCACUGUUUUCGGUUUGAACUACUGUCCCAUCUGCAUGCAUGCAUGAGCAGCAUGGGCGUAGCCAGGAUUUUUAUUGGCGGGGGCAGGACUUUUGUUAAGGGGGCCAGAACCGAUGUGAUUGGUCAGUUAGUUAAGUAUUUCUAUUGUUUUACUUGAUCUAAGGGGGGCAGCUGCCCCUCACUGACCCCCUUGGCUACGCCCAUGAUGAACAGAGUGAAAUCCACCUCCUUGCUUGUGACAGGGGUGGGUUUAUGUGUGUGAGUAUGAAAACAACCACAUCUGCAAGCCAUACCUGCAAGGCCAACUGUGAGAGUUUAUCCCCUCAUAAUCCUCACCUGGCUGGGAACGUUAGCAGUGAUUGGCUGGAAAGGACCUUCCAAUGGGCCCCAUCUGUGUGGUUUUUCAUUGAGUUCCUUCAUGCCCAUGUGGCGUGGGAUUGCAACAUAAAAUGCUGUAGGUGCAUUUUGGCAAGGCUUGAGAUGCCUUAUGCGACUUGAUUCUGAGGAAGAGCUCAGCAGCAAAAAUAACAACUGACAAAGUAUAAUUGGGGGGAACAGACUGGGGGGGAGGGGGAUCAAGGUCUUAAAACACCAUCGCCACAUCAUUUACUGUUAAUUAGUCAUUUGUGUACUGUCUGAAUUGGUUCUUCAGCAGGAUCCCAGAAAUACAGUAGUUUGCUGAAAGCAGAGAAUGGCUCUUUCCCUUGUAGAAGUGCCUAACCCUGAUUCUCUGCAAACCAGAUGCUCUCUUUUUCAGUGACUCAGCAGGCUGCAUUGCCUAGUAAGCUUCUUUGUGUGCUACCCCUAUUUCAGUGGCAGCUUAAAAAAAAAAGACCUUUCAUUGUACCUCUCUCCAAAAUAAGCGAGAUGGAUGCAGUGAUAUGUCACUUCAAAAAAUAGGGGGAGCAGGCUCUAGUUGGAAAACCAUCUUUUGCUCUCUGCUGGACAAGAGCUGUGAUUUAUUUCCCCCCCUUUUCUUAGGCUAGUUUGGAAGGAAGGUGCAGUCAAAGAAGGGAUCUGAUUCUUGUUACUUUUAAUUGAGUUUUUAAUUCUUUGAGUGACGAUUCAAGUGAUUCCUUGUUGAUAAAGUGACUACUCUCUAGGCUACAUUAAAUCAAUAUAAAUUAAUGAAGCUUUUUAUUUUUAUGAGAAUGCAUUGUAAGGGGAAGGACUUUUCAGUGCUCCUGCUCUCUUGUGAUAUGAGUACCUAUCAUUUCAGGGUGUUUCUGCGAACAGUGCAGAGAAGGCGCCAAGUAUUCGGAUGCAAUAAUAUCUCCUAAUUUAGAAACGAUGAAGAUUAUGCGGGUCCCCCAUGCUGUGUCGGUGUUAGACUGCACGGCAGCCUGUUGCGAUCUUUCCGACUGCGACUUGUCCUGGAUGUUUGAACGGCACUGCUACAUCGUCAGUUGCCAACGUAAAGGGAACUGCGAGCCCAAGAAGAUGGAGAAGGUGAAGUCCUCUUUGACUUUUGUGCUAAGGCCUCCCCAGAGGCCCUCUGCACCGCUGGGAUACGGGCAGGUCCUCCGCCCAAUGGCGCUGCAGGGAGACCCAUCAGACGAAGUCAGCAGCCUGAAGGAGCUGUCCUUCCUCAGUCGGGAGGAGAGCCCAGACUACCCGGAUGAAUAUGGAGAUACGGAGCAGAACCCCUUUCGGCUGAGCCUCAAACCUGAAGAGAAGGAGGAUGUGAACUAUGCUGACUGGAGUUUGUUGGUGGCAACUGAGAAUGGCUUCAAUUCUUCAGGGCUCAGUGAUGGAGACAAACAUGUUGACCUGGUCAGAAGUGAAGAGGAGAGAGGUCCUUUGGAGACUCCUACAGGUGCAAAUGAAUCCAAGGGAAAUCAUAUCACUGAACGUCCUGGAGAGUUGCCAGAGAUCAUGUUGGGCAUGAUGGAGAAAUCUGCAAAUGAAUUAGGUUUUCAGCCGCCUGAUGAAACCAACAGCACCUGGCAGGAAGAGGUAUGUUACCAGUAUUUCAUUUUUUGAAAUAGCAUUGGAGUAACAUAGAAAUCUGCAAAUAAAAUAGUUUGGUUUUCCACCAAACUAGAUUUUUUCCCCCUGAAUUCUUUGGUGGGAACCCAUGCCUGUUAAGAUGGAAUAAAAUUGAUAAAAGGCUUGCGGUGCUGGUGGAAUUUUGGCCUAAUUUUUGUUUGAGGCAGUUAAAUUCUUGCUCAUGUAACCGGGAGUUGAUUUUAAGAAACGGCCCUUAGUUAAUGCGGAAAAUUAGCAGUAGUCUUUGUUGUUUGUGAAAGCUGAAAAGCCUAGAUUAGUGCUGAUUAAUCCUAGAUUAGUUUAGGAAAGCCUAGAUUAAUUUAAAUACACUUCCUUUCCCCCCCCACUUGCGUUGCAUAUCUUUUGGGCAACUCAGACAAAUAAGAUUUCAUUGUGCUAGUUGUACAGAAGGACAGGAAAUUUCUGUCGCCUGGAUUUAAUAAGCAUUUUGCUCUGUGUGCUAUCAUAUCUCACUUUACUGUUGGUCUCCUAUAUAGCUAUGAGGGUGCCAGGUGAUGUACUGCUUUCACUCCUUGUAGAGGGAAUUAUUUUGCAGAAUUUGCAUGGGUGUGUGUUUCUUUAUCUCCAGCGGUCCCACCCUGGUUUUUUGUUCAGUUUUCAUAGCAGAGCUAGAUAAAUCCCAGUCAUCUACUUGCCCAGGUACUUAAAUAUUUGAUGCUGGGACUUGGGAAUGUACAAUGUUUCUCAUCCCAUAUGUCACUGGUAAAUGCAAUUGAUUCUAGCUGUAACAUAAUUUUGCACUUUUUCUUCCAAUACAGUGUUUACGAUGUGUGUCAUAAUGUGAGAGGGGAAAUAUACACAAUAAUUAUAUAUUCCUGCAAUUCAUCUUGUAGGUUCUAACAACUUCCCAUAAUCCUUCCUCAUCAGACACCCUGGGGUUUCUCUCCACCACUGCAACACAAACUCAGACAUCAGACCUGCGAAAUUUUAUGCAGGAUGAUGCCACAUCCCUUCCCACUGGCGCUGUUUUCACCCAAGCUACUGCCACAGAUCAAGUAUUGUUGCCCACUUCUGCCACCAAAGAUGGUAAUGUAAAUUCUUUUGAGAAUAAGGCUGCAAUCCUAACUGUGCUUAUCUGGGAGUAAACCCCACUGAAUUCAAUAGGAGUUACCGUACUUUUCUGUGUUGUAACACGCCCCAAUGUAUAAGAAGCCCCUUCUUUUUUGGGACUCCAAAUUGAGAAAAUGGGGGGAAAUUGCCCAAACUUGUUGUUGAGCUUUUUUUUUGGGGGGGUGCCAAAAAUCGCUCACCCAUGGGACCAACACAGCCGAUCACACGGACAUCAACGAAGCGACCAAUCGUCUGAUUGCUCACCGAAAGCAAACGCCAAUCGCCCACCCAAUUGCCGCAGCAGCCAAUAUCCUGCGGAACUUGACGCAACAAUCAGUCACCCGCCAAAACACCACUGACAGUCUCCGGCUCAUAGCAGCCACCAAUCGCCCGUCCAACCUCAUCAUUAUCCAUGUAUUAAUAAUAAUAUUUUUUUUUAUUUAUAUCCCGCCCUCCCCAGCCGAAGCCGGGCUCAGGGCGGCUAACAACAAUAAAAUAGUGCAACAUUCUAAAAACAUUUCAUUAUAAAAAUUAAUUAAAAUCAAAUUGAUGGCAACCAUAAGCUUAAGUUCUGUAAAGAUUGCCAAAGGAGGGAGUGGGGAGACAACCCCACUUUUUGUGCUUAAUUUUUCAAGAAAAAACAUAGUCUUAUACACAGAAAAAUACGGUAUUUCAGAGUGGAUGUAUCUAGGACUGCACUGAAAUUAGAAGUGCUAACUUCUCAAACUGUUGCUUGAAUCAGGCUUGUAAAAAACUACUUAGCUGCUUGCAUGUGGUGAGGAAGAGAAGAAUCUUUUAAAGCAGGAAGAAAUCCUUGUGCUGAAUAAAUUAUCUGCUUAAUGCUUCAUCAAAUAAAAUGCAUUAUUAUUAUUCUUAUUAUUUUAUUAUUAAGUUUAAGCUUCAGAGGGAAGAUUCAUCAAGUCUUGAUGAGAAAACAACUGUCCCAAACCAAUGUUAUUAAUAUACUUAGAAUCAUAGAACUGUAGAGUUGCAAUUGCAUGCUUUACCAACUGAGCUAUCCCAGCUGUUUCAGCAAUAGAAAAUUCUUGCUAUGCUUUCCUCAAUACAUUGUUUUAAAAUAACUUUUUAAAAAAAUUAUACGCAGUAAAGGAACUCCUGGUGUCGGCUGGAGAUAAUCUACAAGUAACUUUACCAGAAAACGACGUUGAAUUGCAUGCAUCUGUAGUCACACCAUUCCUUUCAGGUGAGUUCUUAAUGCAAGUGGGAUGGAGGAGAAAAGCACCAAGUUGCUCGUCUUAUGCUAGAAACCAUGUAGAGACUAUCGACAAAAAUCUGAAUAAACUAUGGUUUGCCCAAACCAGUUUCCUUCCACAUUCAUUUGAAAUGGAAAACUAUAGUUUGCUGCAAAGUGAAACCCCUUAUUUCUUCCUCUUGCAAAUGAAGGGGUGGUACUGCGUGUGAAUUCAAGCAUGGUUCACUUGCUUUGUUUAAGCUGGGCCAAUUAUUCUCUCGUAAGAUUCUAAAUUAUUCAGAUAUUAAAUGUGCAAAGUCAGUAAAUGUAUGCAAAACUGGGAAAUCUGCAUGAACGUUGUUGGCUGACACAGCUAAUGUUGAGUAUCAACUUUGUGUUUGGCACCAACUUUUAACUGCGAAAAAGGUAAAUAAGGUUUAAUAGCUUUAUGUAAGCUCAGGGAGAACAAAUGAGGGAAGUAAGGAUAGAAGUUUUUUCAGAGACAAAGUCAUUUUAAACUGAUGGGAAAAGUUAGAUUAUUGCACAGUAUGAAAGUCAGAAAUUCUACCAGUAAUUCACACAUAUUAGCUGGCUUAUGAGGUGUGGCCAUUCAUACUGAUUAUGUAUAAAAACUUCGCUUGUUGAUCAGUUUGGCUAGUUCAAUUUUUAGGAAAUAGGGACAGUUGCCAGUGAUCAUGCAUGCACCACAAUUCUUCCAUAACUGGUCCCAGUUCAGAUACUAAUGCAAUCUUCACAUGAUAUAGGAUUGCCAUUUCAUGUCUUCAUUUCACUGUACCCCAUGCUGAUGUUCAUUUGUGCGGAGGACUUUCUCAUGCAGUUUCUACCCUUCCAAGUAGAAGGGAAAAUAAAUUGUGUGAGCAGACCAUCACUGUAAAAUGUUCCGCUUAUACCUUAAGUGGUGGAAGGCAGUGGGGCCUUACGUUUCUCUGCCCCGUGAAAGCUUGGCGAACAUCAGAGCCAGGAUCAGGUCUCUCUUCCAAAGAAGAACCAUAACCAGUUGCUGUGCUGCUUCCUCCUUUUCAGAAUCGGCCUAUAGUUAUGAGUGGAGCUUGAUGAGUCACCCUGAUGGUUACAAUGGUGAAAUGGAGGGCAAGCACACGCCAACGCUGAAACUUUCUCAAGUAAGUGAGCUGCUCCUUAGGGAGAUUUGACUCGUGUUUACCGCAGGGUGUGGCAAAAUGCACACUCAGCUACGGUGGGUAAUGGCGUUAGAGAUGCUUUGCUGUAAGGCAGUCGUGUCAGUUACAAGUUGCCGUUGUCAAUGGGCCUAUUUCUCUCCAGAUUAGGGUGGUGUUCCUGGUGGCUGGCACCAAGGGAGAUUCCUGAAAAUAUACCUGUUGGCACCUAAAGAACUUGGUGCUGUUCUAGCCCUGGUGUCAGGAGCCAGAGUCAGGAGUAGGUCUGUAAUAAAACACCUGGUGCCCGUGAAGUUAACUCUUUAUUCAAAGAAACCAAAACAGUGCAGGCCUAGUGAUCCCAGCAACUCUUCCCAGUAGGUCUUGCAUCAUUGUGGCAGUUGCAAGGACCAAAGGUCCCCGUUUUCACACUGCUAAGGCUACUUCCCCUUGUUUCUCUUUUCUCUGCCCUCUUCAUUUCUCUGUGUGUUCUGGGAGAGGAGCUGGUCACAGCAGAAGGGGGAGAUUCCCUGGCUUCUUCAGCAGCCUGCCUCGUCUCUGUCUCCCGGCCUGCCUCCUCUCCUGCUUCUGAUUCUGGACUGCUCUCUGCCCCAGCCUCUUCCUGCUCACUAAACCCUGUCGCCUGAGCAACUCUUAUACGUAGGCAGUUCAGGAAUAUGGUAGACUAUCUUACUGGCUGCGCUUCCAGUCUCUGCGAUACUUUCUUGUUUCUACGCAGCUCAUACCCAGUGCUACCUGUAUAUAUAUACCAUUUUCCUUUAUUUCAGCUGUUAGAGGUAUCGGUUGGUUGCUCGAGAGCAAUCAGGCAAUAUGCUUCAAUAGUCUGUUUUAAUGGUUUCUUAUUGGUGAUAAAAACCAUUAGAAUGCAGAGCGCCUCUAUUCCGUGUCUUGCUCAUUCACUGGCAGAAUCUGAGAGUGAGCGGUCCUUAAACCUUCACUAGCAGAGUAGUUUCUUGACGCCCAGUCUGCGCGUCCCCUCUCUGCGCGGACGCCUACUGCACAAGGAAGGCGUUUGUAACGGGGGACCUCUCUCCUCCCCGCUUUGCUCAGGCAAGGUGUCCUGGCACCGCCUCGCCUCCUCCGAGCCCUGCAUCUCCUCUCCACUAGAGGCGUGGCUUCCUUCCUCCGCUGAGGAAGUGCUGCUUCCCACAAUCUUUGGGGGCUCUCUGUAAUCCAUCCGGCUUUUCCCCUCUUGCCCCUGAGCCGAUGGCAGUUCCCUGACAUCAGCCUUCUGGAAGGCACAGCUGCAAUGUUCUGAGUUGCUCCCCAGCACCCCUAAGUCAUUCUGGGUGGUAGCAGAGAUGCUUCUUCAUGAUGAUAAUUAAGCUCUGGGUUUGAUGCACACUCAAACUUCUUGCAUUUUUUGUUAUAUUGUGCCAUGUGAAGUCCUAUGUGUUACCGGAGAUACAUUAAAAAACCCUCUGUUACAGCUGCCAGUAGGUGCCUAUGUCUUUAAAGUGACUGUUUCUGCUGAAAAUGCAUUUGGAGAAGGAUUUGUCAAUGUCACUGUCCAACCAGGUAAAUCAGUUUUUCAGACAGUUAAAACUAAUAUCCUCCUCUCGCCAUACCUGCAUGCCAGUUUGAUGAAUGGUUCUUUUAAUCAGUUCUGAAUUUCAUCAGAGAGUGAACAGCUGUAAAAGUUUUACAUUUUUAUAUUGCAUUUGUGUAACACUCCUCCUUUGCCUUUAGAGGGAACCACAGGGUGGUAAAUGUUCAAGUGCAUCCAGCCUUGUAAUUUCCUGCUCUUCUGAUUUUUUUUGUGGGGCAGUUACCCUAGAUGAGCACUUGAUUUGCACAUUCUAUGUUAGUGUUUCCCCUCCCCUCUUCUUGCUGCAUGUUCAGGAUCUACAGUAUAGCAUUUGGGGGCAAGAAGGUGGAAAAGGGACUCAAGUUGCCCAUGUAAAUAGUUUUGUAUUGAGUGCUGGGUAUGACUUGCCCACUUGCAUGGGCCUUUUGGUUUCUGCACCCAUCUCCCCCCCUUCAUUUUGGACCCAUUUAUUAUAAAAUAUGAUGAGGUGCAGAUGUAUGUAAGCCUCUGUUGUGGUGUACUUCACAUAUCCAACAGUAUGGGAUAUUGAAAUAUUUCUUAUUCCAUGUUUAUUCCUCCAAGGAGUUUGUGGUGGCAUACCUGGUUAUCCUUGUCCUCAUUUGAUUUUUAGUCACAACAACCUUGCAAGGUAGAGUUAGGCUAGGGGACUGUGACUGGCCCAAGGCCCACGCAGUCAUCUUCCUGGCUGAAUUGGGGGAAUUGGACUCUGGUCUUUGCCAGCUUAAGAAUUUAAGAAACCUGGGAUUUGGGUGGUUUUUUUGGUUGUUCCCUGUAACCGCAAGCCAGGCACAAUUUAUCCAGUUUGGGAUUGUACCAGAAGGUGGCUUUGCUAAAUCAUAAUUUACAAGGAUCGGUUUUUCUAUUGGUUAUGACAUUUUUUUUUUAACCUACUGCUUUUAUAUUAACUGUUUAAUCUUGUUCAGCAACUAGUGAAUGCUUUUUGGCUGUGGAAUAAGCACAAAGCUAUCUCAGGCUGAUUGAGUCGUGCAGGAUGGCCUUAUUUAAUUAAGCAUGGGGUUCUGUUUCUCCCCUUCCCGCAGCUGUCAGAAUAAAUCAGCCGCCUGUUGCUAUCGUAUCUCCAAAAGCCCAGGAAAUUUCUUUCCCUACAACUUCUGCUUCCAUUGAUGGGAAUCGUAAGUACCAGGCAGCAACUGUGGCUUUGCAGUGUAAUUAGAAUUGCUCACAGGGAUACCAGCUUAUUAAUUUAUGAUUCCGUGGCAUUUCCUUUCCAACACAGAAAGUACUGAUGAUACUGAAAUAGCCAGUUACCACUGGGAAGAAAUUGAAGGCCCCCCUAGAGAAAAGAAGGCAUCAGCUGAUACACCAGUUUUACAUCUGUCUGACCUCGUGCCUGGCAAUUACACUUUCAGGUGAGAGGCCUACAUUUUUGCGUUUGGCUCCUCAGACCACAACUCGGGCAUGGACAAGUCAGAGGAAAAGGCAACCAAAGUUCUUUGUUUAAGUUAUUUAGUUAGUAUAAUGCCCUUCACCUGAAGAUCACAGGGUGGUUCACAACAUAGAAAUGGAAAACAAGAACACAAAAUGUGUAAUAGUAAAGAACAAACCAAUAAUCCCCCUCCCACAAAUACAUUUAAAAGGCCAUAGAAUGUUAAUCAGCCAAAGGCGUGGUUACAGAGAAAAGUUUUGGUCUGGCCCAUAAAUACUGUAUAUGUAAUGAAGGUGCCAGGCGAGUCUCCCUGGGGAGAGCAUUCCACAAACGGGGAGCCACCACAGAAAAGGCCUGUUCUCCAAUUGCCACCCUCUGGACCUCUUGUGGAGGAGGCACAUGAGGAAGGGCAUCAGAGGAUGAUCACAGGGUCUGGGUUGGUUCCUAUGGGGAGAGGCGGUCCUUGAGGUAUUGCAGUCCUGAGCCAUAAUGAUCAAGGGGGUGGUGUGACCUCCCCCUAUGAGGAAAGGUUGCAGCAUUUGAGACUUUUUAGUUUAGAGAAAACAUAAAAGGUAACAAGAUAGAAGUCGGUAGGUUAUACAUGACACGGAGAAAGUGGAAAGAGAGAAGCUACUUCUCCUCUCAUGACCCUAAAAUUUGUGGACACCCAACAAAGCUGAAUAUUGGAAGAUUUCAAGGCAGAUGGAAGGAAGGUACUUCAUCGCACAGUCCGUGUUUAAACUAUGGAACCUUCUUCCACAGCAGGCAGCGAGAGGAUUGGAUAAAUUCAUGGAGGAGAGGGCUAUUGAGGGCUGCUAGCCAUGAUGACUGGUUCUGAAUACCAGUUGCUGGAAACCACAGGAAGGGAGAGUCUUGUUCUUGUUGUGCUCGAAUCCUGCUUGUUGGUUUCCUACAGGCAACUGUUCAGCCAUUGUGAGAACAGGAUGCUGUACUAGAUGGGCUAUUGGCCUGAUCCAAUGGACCUUUCCUAUGCCUGACAUUGUAUAUUACCUCAGACACGGAAAAGGUGGGUGUGGUUUGCCUCCAGCCUGGCAGGCCAAUCUCGAAGGCCUGAUGGACCUAGGGUUGCCAUAUUUCAAAAAGUGAAAAUCUGAACACAAUAGUUGUUAGGCUUUCUUUGGCAAAGUUGUUGAGCUCCCCCCCCCCCCAAAGAAGAAGUUCUUGAGCUAUUUUUAAGGAAAUUCACCAAAAUCUAGACUUCCUACAUGGGUUGUCAUACGUCUGUAUUUUCCCGGAUAUUUCACUAAUUUCCUCCUGGACACUUCUUUUGACUGAUGUAUUCCAGCUAUGUCCGGGAAAUUCCAGAUGUGUGGCCACCCAAGAUGGACCUAAUUAGGUCCAUAGUCUCUGGAUUCUGCGCUCCUGAGGUAGAAGAAAUCCGUGCACCUGAAUUUUGAGAAUGGGAGAAAGCACACAUUCAAUAUCAUUAAUUAUUCACAUAUCUUUUCUCUUCCUUUUUAGGUUAACAGUGAUUGACUUCAGUGGAGCAGCUAACUCUACAGAAGCCUCACUGAGAGUCCAUGAAAAAGUGGAUUUCCCUCCUGUUGCCAAUGCAGGGCCAAAUCAGGAAAUCAGUUUGCCUUGCAACUCCGUCACAGUGAAUGGAAAUCAGAGCAGUGAUGAUUAUGAGAUAGUCAGCUAUGAGUGGUCCCUGAGCCCGAAAAGUCGAGGCAAAGUGGUAGCAAUGCAGGUAAAUGGAGAUCGUCUUGCCUCAUUUAAUAAUAUCCACAACCCCCCGCCCUCCGAAUCCAGUAGCUUUCAGAUCAGGAGUUUUGUGGUGCUUGGUGAAAACAGGCAAAAAAAGCCUGGUUGCACUUUGUAUUGUGCAGGAAAUGGUGAACAUUACCUUGAAACACUUAGUCUCUUCUAUUUUUGCCCUGGCUAGGAAGACACCUGGAAACCAUACUUAGAGUGGACCCUGUAAAAUAUUGCAUGGGACUUUAAAAAUUAGUCAUUUCAGUGAGUCUACUGCGACCAAGUCUGGAUCCGACCAUCUGUGUUUAGGCAAACCAUUGCAAAGGAGCAAUAGUGAGUUUUGGACAUGGUGACCACACUUAAUGUCACAGAUGUUGAAUUGUUGCGUUCGAAGUUCUGCAGAAUAUUGUAAGCCUAUUCAGGUGGUUGUGAAAUAUUGGUACAAUAUUUCUGUAUAAUGCAGAGGUUUUCUUUCUGUGGCACCCCUGUGGGGCUCAGGAGCCCAGUUAUGUCACCCCUUGCCUGCAGAGCUGGCAGCCCCUCACCCCUUUUUGAACCCUCCCUUGUGGAGUGUUCCCUCAGCCUUCUCUCCUCUCUCCUUGGGAGUCCUCCGGGCAGCCACAGCUGCUCCCUCUGGUCUUUGAGCUGCCCCCCCAACCUCAAAGAGAGGUGCCUCCUUCUACUGCCCCACAGGGGCAUGGGAAGCACCCCCUGGCCAGCCCCAGAGACACCAUUUGCCUGGGAAGCUUGUAGCCAGGUCUGCUGCAACAAACAGCCGCAGAAGCCUUUGGGAGGCAGAGAUGCAAGAGGGCAUCAGAGGAGGCAGAGAAGGAAAGAGGGACAGAGACCAGUGUUCUCGCAGCACCCCUGACCCAUAGUUGUCAACUUUUCUCUUUUCUUGUGAGGAAUCCUAUUCAGAAUAAGGGAAUUUCCCUUUAAAAAAGGGAAACAUUGACAGCUAUGCCCUGACCACCCCAGAGUGCCACUGGUUGAAAACCACUGGUAUAAUGAUUUGUUAUGAUAAUAGAAAGCUUUAUACUAUUAACAUUUGCCUCAUUAUUUCCCAAUUUUCCUCCCGCACCUCGUUACCCAGGGGGUGAGGAGUCCCUACCUCCAGUUAUCGUCCAUGCAAGAAGGCGAAUACACAUUUCAGCUGACUGUUACUGAUUCUGCUGAACAGCAGUCUACAGCUGAAGUCACGGUGAUUGUCCAGCCCGGUAGGCAGAUUUAUAGUAUAUUUGACUUAACAGAACAUCCUUCAGCUGGCUGGCUGUUGAACCUCUAUGUACACGAGCUAACAAAUCUAAAUCUGACCUUUAAUAGUAAGUGGAAGGAGGAGGAGGAGGAAAGACUGCUUGCUUGCCAGGCAGCCUCCAUUAUUUAGGAAUGUGCUGAGCACAGAGGCCAGGCAAUAAUAGGAGCUGAACUCACAAAUGCCCCACCCACUCUAUAGGGCUGAAGUGCUUUGUCAGUUAGCAUGAUUUUUUUUAGGUUAAACCUAGUUCAUACUGGCAUUCAACAUCUGCAAUACGUUGCCUGAGUAUUGCUGUCGCUGAUUCAUAUCUCAUUGAGUAACUCAUGGAAAACCCAUAAGACUGCAGCUUUGCCAUCAAAGGUUGCUUCCAAGUAGUGGCAUGGCAGAUGAAAGAAUUAAGCCUUGCGACUGCUUUUUCUGGGCCACCAGGAGGAGGUUGCUUGUCCCUCCUGGAACACAUGGCCGCCAGGCCAAUUUCUGUCCUUGAUGUGAAAUAGAACUUGAACCCUCUACUACUGUUCACAGCAGAUUACUGUGAGGAUGUUAGAAUUCCUGCUCCAUGAUUGCAGUCAUGGGAUUUUUGUCUAUCACAUGACGGUAUAUGUUUUGACUCCACAGAGUGGGAAGUGAAGGAGACAGGCUGUUUGUGUUACUGUGUUCUGUGAAGUGGGACUAUUGUCCUUUGUUCUUUCUCCUUGCUGUCUGAUGCUAGAGAGAGAGGGAGCCAUGUUGCAGCGCUCCAUGUGUGUUUACUCCUCUGUUUACUAGGAGAGGGCACGCUUGAUACUCAGGCAUGCUCUUUGCAUUGCUUUCUCAUCCAGGACACAGGACGAGAGGUGGAUUAAGUGAUAUUCCAAGUCACUCCUGGUACCGUUAAUACAAUAGCCCUUUAAUACUUGGGAGAGAGGAUAACCCUUGUCAGUUACAGACUAGAAAACACAGACUGUAUUUUGAGCAAUUUUUGCUUUGUUUCACUACAGAAAAGAAUAGCCCCCCAACAGCCGUGGCUGGGCCAGAUAAGGAGCUGACAUUCCCUGUCCAGAGCACCGUUCUUGAUGGAAGCAUGAGCACUGAUGACUUAGGCAUUGUUUACUAUCACUGGGAGAAUAUCAGGUAUUUUGUAAGAGUGGAGGAACGUAUCUGGUGGGGCCAAACUAGUGUCUCCUACCAUGUUACACAGAAGGAACUUAAAAGCUUGGGGUGGAUUGGAACCAUUUAGGCCUACUGCUAGUUUCUGCAUGAACCAAACAAAGUCCCAAGUUUAUAUGCAUCAAUAUUGUUCAUGCCAAAUACUGGUUUUUUUUUUUGUAAAAUGCUAAUAAUUGUCCACUAGACAAUUAUUCUUCCAGAGGAAGAAUGUGGUAGUUUAAUGAGAACUUUCAUAAUUCAGUGAAGAUGAAUGUACUUUUCUCAGGGAUUACCAUUUGAUCUCAGAGGCAUCCCGGUACAUAUCACAAAUAUCUCAAAGCCACUCGGAUUUCUGAACUGAAUUUUGAGGCCUCUUAGGUAAAGUUUCUGGCUGAAUCUGAAAAUGGCUGAAGAGCACUGACUUUUUCCUUAAAUUCGGAACUCGAAAGAAGCAACCCGUGAGUAGAUUGGAAUUCGGACUUUAAAAUAUCUAUCUGUGAAUUUGAUACGACCGGGGGAUGUGUUAAAGGGACGUCCGCACCCCCUUCUGCAGACGAUUUAAAGCAAUAGCAGGAGAACUAAGUUGGAGAGUCUACCCCUUUGGGGUGAGUUAAAAGACAUUAACUUUCACGAUUUGAUAAAAGAAGUUUUGAGCUGGAGUGUAAGAGUGGAAUUUUAGAAGUUUUUCUCUUGUGGUGUGUAACCCCCCUUCCGGGCCCGGGAGCGUCCUGCCUUUGAGCCUGUUGAAGAGGAAGGAGUUUGACAGCUGUUAAAGCUGACAAACGGGCAAUUUAAAGUAAAAAAGCGUGUUAUUUAAGAUCUCCCUGGACUAAAUGUGAUACAAUUGAAUUAAAGUGGUUCGAAACAAAGAAACAAAGAACGAGGCAAAGGACUGUUGGGAAAAGAUUACUAAGUAACCAGAUUCCCUCUAGGGGAAUUCUGAGACAUUACAAUGGCUGCGGAUGGAAAUUUACUAGCUGAAAUAGAAAGAAUGUGUUACUUUGUGGGAACUUUACAAGAGCAGAGUCUGGCUAUGAAUAAACAACUUACGACCUUGACUUCUGGAAUAAGCAGCUCUGCUGAAUGUAUUGAGGAUCUGAAUGAGAAAAAAUCUGCAGCUGAACCGGAACAGAUAUCUCAAGAAUUGAAGGAGACUAAACAAGGAAAGGAGAAAGCACAGAUGGAAAGUACCAACCAGAAGCCUACACAUGUGGAUUAUAAACAAGAAGACCCUUGGAUUACAUGGAUUACAAAUCUGCAAAAGAUGCGAAAGAUGAAGGAGGAGGCCCCUGGAGUACUUGGAAUUCAAGAACUUAAAAGAAAGAAGAAAUAUGAUGGGGGCCUCCAUUCUGAAUAUGAAGGACUGGUGGAACUUUUGCAGCAGUUGUCUCUAAGUUUUCUUGUGGGAAGAAAAUCUGGCUUGACUGGGACAGAACUCCUUCGAGAUCCGAAGACCAACAUAAAGGACUACCAACAAAACCGGCGGAGAGGGACUGAAAGAGACUUGAAGGCCUCGGAUGUGAGAAAUCCAGGCUAAGAACUGUUAUUGUAGAAAUGUACUUGGGAAGGGACGAACCGGGGAUGGGAGGGGGGGAAAAUAGAAUUUUAAAAACACUUACGAUUUUUGGGUCUAGUCAAUAUGAUUGAUGCUUAAUAAAAAAUGGGAAAUCUGAGCCCAACUUAGGAUAGAAUUUAAUCUUCUACAAAAGAUGUAAUAUUAACAGGGUAAGGAGGUAAAAUAAUAACUUGCUGACAUAAUUAUGGGAAUUGGGAUGUAUGAAGGGGGUGGGGGAAGUCAAGGACCAAAGUUAAGAAAGUAAGAUUUUUUGAAAUUAUACAUGUUUUUGUCUUUGUCUUUUACGUGUGUGUUAGAAAACCUGCAAGCCUUGGCCUUUUUAAAACCGCCAUCCAUUAUGUAAGUUUGCAAGGAGGCUUGCAAGUGAAUUUCAGGCCCUCAAGUGAAUAUCAGUUUAAAGAAGUAAAAUGCCAAAUUCUACCUGCUACAGAUGGAAUGUUGACACUGUUUAAACCUGUUUGACGAGGUAACCUGAAGAAGCCAAAUGAUUUGCAUUUCUCACCAGUUUCAGUAGCUAGUGUGGAAAGUUGCUAUUGGCUCUUUUAUUCAACAUGAAGAAGUAUUCUCUUAAAGCUUCAAAAAUGUUCAUGCCACCACCCCUUGAACUUGCUCCAUUUACUAAAAUAGCAUUUUUUGUUUAAACUGAGUUGAAUCUGGUUCCUGAGUUAUGCCUUCCUCAUCCUUUUUCUUUUUGCUCCGUUGCAGUGGGCCAACCUCUGUGCAGAUGGAAGACACUGAUAGCGCAGUUGCAACCGUCACAGGCCUGCACGUUGGAACCUACCAUUUCAGACUGACCGUCAAAGACAGCCAAGGACUAAGCAGCACAGCCACAAUCUCUGUGACUGUCAAGGAGGGUAAGGCUCACUGCCCCAUUCGCAUUUGAUUGGAGGUUUAUAGGCUCCUCUCCCAACAAGGAAGUUGAGUGCAAAGCAGCUCACAACAAGAAACAGCAUUUGAAAACAACAUAGAGCAGUUCCAUUAAUAUCACAAUAUAGUCCUAUGAAAAAUAUUAAAGCAUCAGAAAAGCAACCAAGUAUUUUGGUAAAUGAAUUAUUUCAGUGUGGAUUUUGAGCCCUGCCAAGUUCUGAGAGUCUUCUUCAUCUGAGCAAGGCAUUUGGGAUACUAUACCAGGCAGAGGGCCUUCUCGGUGGUGGCGCCCGCCCUGUGGAACGCCCUCCCACCAUCAGAUGUCAAGGAAAUAAACAACUAUCUGACUUUUAGAAGACAUCUGAAGGCAGCCUUGCUUGGGGAAAUUUUUAAUGUUUGAUUUUUGUGUGUGUGUUUUUAAUCUGUUGGGAGCCUCCCAGAGUGCCUGGGGAAACCCAGUCGGGUGGGUGGGGUAUAAAUUUAUUAUUAUUAUUAUUAUUAUUAUUAUUAUUAUUAUUAUUAUUAUUUCCAUUCCUAUUCUUUUAUUUCCUGCUCAACUCUUCAAAAUAAAGCUCUUCCUAUCUUACAAUUUUAUUGUUUAGAAAGCAACCGCCCACCCCAGGCUCAUGCAGGGGGCAAGCACAUCCUCGUUCUUCCCAAUAACUCCAUUGCUUUGGAUGGUUCGCAAUCUACUGAUGACCAAGGGAUUGUGUCUUACCUCUGGAUUCGGGAUGGCCAGAGCCCAGCAGCUGGGGUAAGUAUUUUAAUAAUUUAAUGAAGCCAAAUUGAAUGUAUUGUUUAAAAAAAUCCAAAUCCAAACACCGUACUCUUUGCUUGCAUUGCUGCCAUGUAACAGUAUGGCCCACUGGAUCCAAAUUGGACUUGCAUGGAGCAGCCUUGGGCAAGCCGAUCCGAGUCUCAGCUUUGCAGUCUUAAAAUAGGAGUAGAAGAAACCAAACCCAUGGGUUUGAAGAUGCACUCUUUGGCUGUAGGAAGGGUGGGAGAGAUGUUGGCAGACUCCAUCGCCCAUCAUCCCCAGCCAUUGCAGUCAAUUCUCAUAGAUGGUAGGAGCUGCAGUCUAACAACAUGUGAAAAGCCACAGGCUCCCAACCCCUGACCUUACUUUGUUAAUGUGGUUGUUCUAGGCCAAUUUGUGGUGGGUAGUUGUAAAAUCUUGGGCAAUUUUUAUCUUGCCUUUGAGUGAAUAUUAAUCUGAAGCAGUGUUGACUUCUCCUUUUGCAGGAUGUGAUACAUGGCUCAGAUCAUGAGGCCAUCCUGCAGCUGACCAACCUCGUAGAAGGGAGUUAUUCCUUUCACUUGAAAGUCACCGAUGGCAAAGGAGAGUCAGACAUCGACAUGGCUACUGUAGAAGUGCGGCCUGGUAUGAGGACGUUUAUAGCAUGUUGUCCCUCCCAGAUCUGUCCUCUUCUCCUAUAAGCAGCUUACAGCAAAGAUCUUGUCAGGCCAGGUGACCCAUUCACAUGCGAAACCUUGGCUCGGUAGCUCAGUGGCAGAUUUCCCAUUGCUGCUAAAAAGUUGUUGUGGUUUGAUUCCAUUGCAGUUCAAGGCAGGGGCCUAAAGCAGAUAUGAAGAACAGUCCUUUCAGAAGUCUUGAUUCAUUUCAUUUCCAGUCGUGGGUGGAGUGACGAUACUGCUUGAAACCCACUUUGCAAGAGGUAGCUCUAUAAGCAGCUUAUAGAUCAAAUCAAGGCCUUCAAAUCUGUCCCACUCUGCAGCCAAAACUUUGUUUCCUCCUCUCAUUGCCAUAGCCAGCACACUUCCUUGGUGGCUCUCUGAUCCUUACCACCAUGUUUUCUUCAUGAGAGCAUACAUGGCCUGUAUGGUAAUGCAAUAAAGGACCCUGAUGAGGUGGCCAUCGUUUUGAGCCAAAUUCUACCCUAUGUUGUGGCUAGAUGAAAGCUUCUAUUUGUUGGUUAGCUGCUUUUAAUCAAGGUGCAUCCUGACAGGCUAAUAGUGUGCAGGUAGAAAAGAGAAGUACAAUGUAAAUGUAAGCCUGGUCUCAUGGAGACUCACCUUGUUUUGCCUGCUCAGCAAACCUAUGAAAAAAUGGCCUCCGAUUCCAUAAGCAAUAACAUGGAUUACUUUUUAUGCUGUGUUCUCACAUACCUGCAAAUACUGAUUUGGAUAGUCAUGAUGCCUUUCAUUUUAUUAUCUUGCUGGUCCCUUGUUUUCUGGGUUUUUGGUACUCCAUUUCCUUUCUGCUCUUCUGCUUAGCUGCUAAAUUUUGCUAACCUUUAUAAAUUAAUCCACCUGCAUUUUCUGAUGGCAUGGGUGACAAAUCGGAGGGAGAUGGGGAAUAACAUAGUUCCCUCUGAAAUUCAUGUGCUGCAUUUGAGAAUAUAACUUUGUAUUCAGCACAUGAUAAAUAUCUGCUUGGAACCUGCAUGUUCCCUGUUUGUUAUUGCCGACUGAAAUUUGUAGUAAAUACUAAUUUUGAAACCUGACAUCCACAUGUCAAGGCAACAUUUGCCAUGCUCCAAAUGAAAAGCACUAUUUUUGCAUUCACAGAUCCUAAGAAAAAUGGACUUGUGGAACUGAUCUUGCAAGUUGGAGUUGGCCAGCUGACUGAACAACAGAAAGACACGCUUGUGCGGCAGCUAGCAAUGCUCCUGAACGUCUUGGAUUCUGAUAUUAAAGUUCAGAAGAUACACACUUAUUCUGAUAUCAGGUACAGAGAUACCAAAAAUAGAUGUAACCCAAAAUACUACAGACCAAUAAGCUUUGUUUCAAUGGCAAGCAAUACGUAGAGCAGGUAUAAAAAAAAUUGGGCUGACUCACUGACAUGAGCCACUAGCAGGGAUGCGAGAAGGUAUAAUUUUCCAUUCCGCUGUGUAUUUUUCACAUGCAGCACUGUCCGUUCCAUUGCAGUUCAUCUUCUGCCAAAAACAAUGCUAUUCAACUCACUGUAAUUACAUAAGUUACAUUGUUGUUACGCUAUCAAAAUAACUUCAUAGGAAUGCUGCAGAACGAUUGCCGACAGGAGUGCUCAGAGAACUGCACUGGCUGCUGGUUUGCUAAUGGGCCAAGUUCAAGGUGCCACUAUUAGCAUAUAAAGCCCUUAACAACUUAGGACCAGUUUGCCUACAAGACUGCCUUUCCCCACAUGUGCCCACUUGACCACUCCGAUCGGUGGAAUAUGCACUACUGCAGAUGUAAAUAAUAUUUGCAACAAUCAAGUUGCAAGAACUUGAUUGUUUUAGUGUGGCAGUGCCUGCACUUUGGCUCUCCCUGCCUACUGGGACCAAGCAGGCACCUUCACUGAACUGUUUUCGGCGCUUGCUAAAAACAUUCUUGUUUAGACAAGGCUCCUCGGAUGUCCAGAAAGUUGAGGUAAUUUUAAUGUUUCAGUAUUUUAGCUUCUGUUUGCUUUUAAGUAUGGUUGCGAGUUGUUCUCGAUUUUAUUGUUUUAUCUUUUCGUAAACGGCUUUGAGGGCUCCCUGCCCACAGUCAAGUGGUGUAUAAAUUUUACAAAAUAAAAUUAUUCCACCCCAUUCAUUUCCAUGCACAGGAAACACAAUGCAAAGGGUGGGGGGUUGUCUGAAUUAUGUAUUGUUUGCACACUGAAAGUAACAACAGUGAAUACUGACUGUAUUUGCUGUACUGAUUUCUAUUCCAGAAAUGGGACUAAGCAAACAUUGGCAAUUCCCACUCUUGUUUUUCUUUUCAUUUCAAUUCUCUGACAUCCCUUGCGUCUAGUGACCUUAAUCUAACACUGAGCAAACCAUAUUUGCCUUUAAAGUUUACCAAGUCAAGAUAAUAAGUUGAUAGGUCACGGUGAGAACAGAAUGCUGGACUAGAUGGUCUUUGGCCUCAUCCAGCAGGGAUGUUUUUAUGUUAUUAAUUUUUUAAAAAAAUUAACAUGCAUGAAUGCUUUGGGAUAUGUAAACACCAUUGUUCUGUAGCUAAAACUUGAGAAGGUUGCCCACUUUGUAGAAGACGCAUGCUGUGUUACGGCCUGUUCAAUCACGUGUAAUUUCAAACAGCUAAGGACGGCAGCUGAUGCCUGCGUUUCCAAUUGAGAAAUAAAAUUAAAAUCACCGACUAUCUCUCCCUGUUGCACAAUCAGGGUCUGACUUGCAUGGGGAGCCUGUGUGUGUGUGUGCAGGAGACUCUUUGCUUCAGAAGUUUGCCCUUUAGCACAUCGAGGGAAGGCACUGGGUUGAAGUGGGCAGGGCUUGGCAGACCAUUUGUCCUUGUGACUGCCAUUGCACGAGUGAACCGAAGCCCGGAAUAGGGGUUGUGCAAAGGCCAAAUCAAACAGUCUGAUUGUGACAAUAUUUCUUAAAUUGAAAAGCCAGCCCAUUUGAAUGCUAUAGUCCGGUUAUUUACAAUAUAUACAUCCUCUCUUCAGCACAGCUGUUGUGUUCUAUGUUCAGAAUGGCCAUCCUUUUAAAGUGAUGAAGGCAGCAGAUGUUGCGCAGAUGCUACGCUUGCAGCUCUUGAAGGAGAAGCCGGACUUCUUGCUUUUUAAAGUGCUUCGCGUUGACACGGCUGGUAUGUAGUAUUCGUGUUAUGCUGCAGAACAAUACCAAAGCCCAAUGCAAUAAUAAUAAUUUUGAUGGUUUUUGCUGCUAUAGGUUGCCUCUUAAAGUGCUCCGGACAUGGACAUUGCGACCCUAUCACGAAGCGCUGCAUUUGCUAUCAGCUGUGGAUGGAAAAUUUGAUACAGAGGUAUCUUAACAGCGGAGAGAGUAAUUGCGGUGAGUUGAGAGGAAACGGGUGAAGUGUUUCAGGCAGGGACUCUGAAUAGACUAGAUCUGUGAUGUUGCCAUAUUGAAUGCAUAAGUGCAUUAAUGGUUCCUCUAAUAACUUUGAACAUUCUACUUCCACCUUCUAGAGUGGAGUAUACUUUAUGUAACGGCAUCAGCUUUCAUUUUGAUUGUGCUGAUGGCGGGGUUCGUUUGGCUCUGCAUCUGCUGUUGCAAAAGGUAAAUGAUCUCUAAUGAAGCUCGAUACGAACAUCCCUUAGUUCUAUAGUCACCGAAAUAGCGUAGAAACUUCGUUUGUACUCAGAAGCAUCUACUGAUAGGUUUGGGAGAAUAUUUGCCCUUUAACCACCCUGGGAGUUUGGCAAGUGGCUAAUGGGAAUUAAGGGGUGUCCAAUUCAUCUAAGGUGAGGCAACCAUAAGAGAUAUGUGGCUGCCCAUAGCACAAUGGUGUAGACGCAGCUCCCAUGUAAAAAACUAUCUGUGUGAAUAACCACCUGUACAGGUCAAAAACAGUUUUUCAACCAUGCCUGUAUGCCUUUGGUUUUGGUUUCUUGUAAACGGGCUUCUCCACAUGGAGCUCCACCAAGGGGUCAUGCCUGUUGAAGUGACCCCAAGUAUGACAGCAUGAAUGAUGCUGAAAUGAGGAGGCACGCAUCAGGAGUGGGGAACCCUUUAACGUUCCCUUCCAGUCAACCUUCUGAGGGAAGGUGGGAACAUGGCAGAGGCGGGUAGGCAAGAGGCAGAAAUGGGUUGAGCAACGAAAGUCCAUGUUUUCUAUUUCCACACACUCACUCAUCCCUCUCUAUUCUCCAUCCAGGUGAACAAGAAGCAGGAUCAGAGUUCAAGGAAAUAUUCUAGUCAGGCAUAAACACUCAAGCAGGGUACCAAAAAAAUAAAAUAAAAUGGUGAGGGGUGUGCCCUGGAGUGGGGUAUGGCUGGGGAGUGGGUAUGGCCUAGGAAGAAUCAUGAGGCCUAGUAUUUCAUCCUUGGUUUACAUAAUGUAUAUCCUUUGUGGUUGGGGUGGUUCCUAAGGAAAUAUCACCUGUGGGGGGGGAUGGGUACUUGGUUUCCCAGUUUAAGUAGAAUAUUUCAUCUUUUAGCAGAAAGAGGACUAAAAUAAGAAAGAAAACAAAAUACACAAUUUUGGAUAAUAUAGAUGAUCAGGAGAGAAUGGAGCUCAGGCCUAAAUACGGUAUGUUUCUUUCCCCCUUUUUCUUUUCAUGUCUUCCAACCUUUGCUACAAUUCGUAUGUGACUUUCUGUUUCUUGUGCUAUUAAUACAGACUUUUCUUUCGCAUGCAUCUGGCGCUUUCACAUUUUAAGGCAGGAUAGCAUCUAAUGGAGUGGACUGUCUCCGAUAAAAGUCCCGGCCAUGUUAAAUCUCCCAAGUUGCAAUAGCACUUGCAUUUCCCUGCCAAGGAACCAAAAAAUCACCAUGUAUUUCUUUUCAAUUAUUUCUGCCCCACCUUUCUGCAACAAAAGCAUGCUGUUUCCUUUUGUUUGGAUUCUGCUGCAACUGAAGUUGGUCUGAACUGGUUGUGGUUCAGGCCAAUAAAUAUUGCUGUCAACAUGCUCAUCAGAGGUGAAUGACAGCUACUGCUUGCGUCCCAAAGACAGGCAGUUGUGUUCCUUGAUGAUAGGCUCACAGGGCAUGUGUGUGGGUAGUACUAAGUCAUUGAUUCAAUCAGUGCAAGGAUUUAUCUGUGCAACAGAACACUCCCCUCUCUAAAACUGCUCUGAGAGUUUCCUCAACCCUCUGGAGUAGAUUUGGGAACGGUACAGGGCACGUGUGAGAGGAAGUCCCUUGUGCUCGUCCAAUUAUUUAGUUGAGUAGCAUCCCCACUCCUCUAUUGGAUCAUAACAGAAGGAGCAGCAGACUCUAGCAGUGAUGUCAAUAAGCUUAUUUACAUGUCACCUGGAACAUUGCAUGGAAAGGAGAGCCAGUGUGCUGUAGUGGUUAAGAGCAGUAGACUUGUAAUCUGGUGAACCGGGUUUGCAUCUCCGCUCCUCCACAUGCAGCUGCUGGGUGACCUUGGGCCAGUCACACUUCUCUCACUCACCUCACAGAGUGUUUGCUGUGGGGGAGGAAGGGAAAGGAGAAUGUUAGUCGCUUUGAGACUCCUUCGGGUAGUGAUAAAGCGGGAUAUCUAAUCCAAACUCUUCUUCUUCUUCUUUAGAAAGAGUUAGCACCCCAUGUUCAUGUUGGAUUGCUUGUGGUGGUGUGGCUCUGGGUGAUGGUUUAUGGUAGUAAGACGUAACAUUACUUCCUCAAUUUGACAUUGCGGAUGAGAUAACGGAGAUCAAAUAGUAAGCAGACGUUGCAAAGAAUCUUCUGCUUCCUAUCUCCUCCCUAUCUCAGGUAUAAAGCACAGAAGCACAGAACACAAUUCCAGCCUGAUGGUUUCAGAGUCAGAGUUUGACAGUGACCAGGACACCAUCUUCAGCAGAGAGAAGGUUGAAAGAGAGAACCCAAGGAAUGCCAUGAAUGGUUCCAUGAAGAAUGGUGUCUCCUUCAGCUACAGCUCAAAGAACAGAUAAAUGAAGAGGCUGCAGUGGAAGGACACGUGCUAAAGCUAUGCUGCUGCUCCUUCACCACCCCCCUCCCAAACUAUACUGGUGGGAGACGGGAUGAUAAACUUCCAGCAUAGUAGAAAAGGAAAUGGACGCGGUGGACUUUCCCCUUCAUUUCUUUAACCAGUAACGUAUUUUAACUCGCCACAUGGGUUAGGUGAAAGGGUUUUCAAGUCUAAAAAUGGUUGGAGAUGGUUUCCAUAUAAAAGGUUAUUGCUCAAGACUGUUACAUUACAAGGAGCACAUAGGAAAGCUACCUUAUAUUGUUGUUUCCUUUAGAAAACAGUGGCUAUGCAUCUGUACAAAGACACACCAGUAUGCAAAUGUACCUUGAGUUAUUAAAAAGAAAACCAGUGUGCGGCUAUAGCCUCCAUCUCCUUCCGGUCACUUUUAGUUUAAUAAAUAAGAGGGUUGAUGAAAAGGGGGUUUUGUGACAUCUGCUUUGGUAAAGCAGUGGAGUUGAAAUCAUUUUUUCAAAAGACUCAAUGCAUUAUCUGAAGCAACCUAACUGCAGUAAAGGACGUUAGUAUUUGGAUAGCAGACUUCCUGUCUGGCAAGCCCAAGUUGCUGGAAGAAAGGAAAGAUCCGAGUAAAAUUUCAAGCCUGGUGCUACCUUCUUGUGAGUGGAUGCCACACUUGGGAGAAGGUUCUAUACUUGGGAGAAAUUGGUGGCACAUGCCAUAUGCUACCAAUUUGACCCUCUUCUGUCUAUUUUGCUGAAGAAAGGCUUGCAAAAUCAUUCCACGUUCUUUGAAAACUGCAGCUUUUGUGGGUACAUUGAUUUGGUAACCGGUCCUGGAAGUUUUAACUCCUUUCCUUCAUUUGCCUUGUGAAGUGCUGAGAGUAAAUCAGAUGUGCUCAACUCCAUUGACUGUGGCAUUCUGUGUAGUGAAAGUGUGGGCCAGAAAUCACCUAGUCUUAAUAUCUAACAACGCUCAUAAAACAUGUUUACUGAACAAGAACUAAUUGUCAUCGGGUUUCUGUGUGUGCAUCAGCACUCUCCCUUCAUGAUAAACACGAAGAUAAGCACAAAUUUGUUAAAAAAAGGUUUAAAUUUCAUGUUAGGGGUUUAACCCAAAUGUUGCUGUAAACAAAGAAGAAUGGGCUAAACAGAAGUUUUAAGGCACUGUGAUGAUUUUUACCCCUGGAGAGUAAAGUGUCAUGUGUCUCAAGUAUUGAACAAUUAGCGAUUCAGCUGUUCUUUACCUGAAGUCACACAAAGCAAACAUAUAUUACACCUGUGUAACCAAUUUUUCUCAAUAUACAGUUCAGCUUUAGGAACCUUGGUUUUGUGUCUUCUAGAAGUUGUCUGUGCAACUUGAGGGCUUGCAUAUCCUUUCACCAGCAGAAGUUGGUCCAAUGAAAUAAGUGGCUUUCCCAUUUUGUCUCCAAGGCAGAACUAGUGCACCUGCCUGGUCCUCCAGGUGAUGGUACUACAAACUCACAUCAUACCUGACACUUGCCUGUGUUCACUGGGAGCUGGAGCUUAACAAUAUCUGGAGGGUCACAACUUCUCCAGCCCUGUGUUGAAGAAUACUCAUACCAAUGUAGGAUUUUUUUAUUUUUUUAAUACGCUUACAAAAUGUCACAGAUCUGACAGUAGAUGUGAAUGUCCACCAAUUUUAAAGUUAAACAUUUAUUACACACAGCUGUUUUCCCAACACCCAAAGCAAAUCUACACACAAAAGUGAAAUGUAAGAAUUCAAGUAUCACCUUCUGUUAGUGAAUUACUGUAUACAAAUAAUAACUCUUGUUAUUUUUUAUGUAAACAUACCAUACAAAUGCAUAUUAACACUUAGCUGAUCCAGCCCCAAGAGAAAAUUUCUCCAAUAAGGCUAGUAGUAUCUUGUUACACUUGAACAAUUUGUGCUUCUCAAAUGUUUUGCUUCUUUUUCCUCAAAAGAGGAGCGUUGACAAGCUUGGGCUGUAUUGAAUCCCUAGAUUGUUUUAGUUUUGUAUUUUGUGUUUCAGAUUUUGAAUUACAUGUAGAGCAACUGCCUUAAAUAAUAUAACAGGAAGCAUUUCUAGACUUGUCUGUAAGACUGUAGAUCAGACUGUGGUAUUAGCCUAUAUGCCCACAAAUGUAAAAAUUAUUGUUGCUGGGUUAUUUAAAAAAGUAUGUAAGAUUAUAUAGAUUAAUUAUUCUUCCUC
Messenger RNA from Podarcis lilfordi (Lilford's wall lizard), 32730 nucleotides. NCBI's taxonomy places the organism in Eukaryota, Metazoa, Chordata, Lepidosauria, Squamata, Lacertidae. The record is from the annotation of a GenBank genome assembly.